This is a messenger RNA of Spinacia oleracea (spinach), 2537 nucleotides long. RefSeq names its product polyadenylate-binding protein 2. Gene Ontology annotation, molecular function: RNA binding. The transcript has 9 exons. The record is from RefSeq and is a predicted model, not a curated record. Lineage: Eukaryota; Viridiplantae; Streptophyta; Magnoliopsida; Caryophyllales; Amaranthaceae. The coding region runs from base 346 to 2328 and encodes 660 amino acids.
CUUACUAUAUAAACCGAACAGUUUUUUCCCACGGUUGCGGUGCAGUCCCCCGUCUGUCUGCCCUCACUACUUUUUUUUUUUUAACAAAAACACCAAAAAAAUUCAUUCUCUGUUCAUCGUCGUCUAUUUUUCUCGACGAUUUAUCACUCUCUCUCCUCGAUUUAUCCCCCAAAAUCUCAAAAAUUAACUAAAUUAUUUAUAGGGUUUGUUAUCAAUCAGAGUCAAUUUCUAGGGUUUUUGUGUUUGAUUUUUUGUAACCUAGAAAACAUAUUAUCAGUUUUGUUAGAGGAGAGAUUGAGAGAGAGUAAAAUAUUCGGUUGAAAUUUUUGAUUUGAUUUGUUAGUGAUGGCUCAAGUUCAGACUCCGGCUGCGGCAUCGGUUGCGACUGGUCCGAAUGGAGUGGCGAAUCCGAAUGCUGUCGCCGCCACCGGUGCUAGUAAUGGUGCUGGUAGCGCUGGGGCGUUUGUGACUACCUCGCUUUACGUCGGUGACCUUGACUUCAACGUGAAUGACUCGCAGCUUUACGAUCUGUUUAACCAGAUUGGUCAGGUUGUAUCUGUUCGGGUUUGCAGGGAUUUGUCUACCCGCCGAUCUCUUGGUUAUGGUUAUGUCAACUUCAGCAAUCCUCAAGAUGCUGCAAGGGCAUUGGAUGUGUUGAACUUCACCCCUCUGAAUGGAAAGUCUAUAAGAGUCAUGUACUCUCACCGAGACCCUAGUAUUCGUAAAAGUGGGUCUGGGAAUAUCUUUAUCAAGAAUUUGGACAAAGCCAUUGACCACAAAGCUUUGCAUGAUACAUUUUCUUCCUUUGGGAACAUCCUGUCAUGCAAGAUAGCUACUGAUUCUAAUGGCCAGUCUAAGGGAUUUGGGUUUGUUCAGUUUGAUGCUGAAGAAGGUGCUCAAAAUGCCAUAGAGAAGCUAAACGGAAUGCUGAUCAAUGAUAAACAAGUGUAUGUUGGGCAUUUUGUUCGAAAGCAGGAAAGGGAUACUAAUUUGGGUGGAACUAGAUUCAACAAUGUCUAUGUGAAGAAUCUGUCCGAAUCAACUACCGACGAUGACUUGAAAAAUGCUUUUGGUGAAUAUGGACCAAUCACCAGUGCUGUGGUGAUGAGGGAUGCAGACGGGAAAUCAAAAGGUUUUGGUUUUGUUAACUUUGAUAAUGCGGAAGAUGCAGCCAAUGCAGUUGAGGCAUUAAAUGGUAAGAAAUUUGAUGACAAAGAGUGGUAUGUGGGGAAGGCGCAGAAGAAAUCUGAAAGAGAGCAGGAGCUUAAGGGAAAGUUUGAGCAAACCAUGAAGGAAGCUGCUGACAAGUACCAGGGUGCCAAUUUGUACAUCAAAAACUUGGAUGAUACAAUUGAUGAUGAGAAGCUUAAGGAGUUAUUUGCAGAGCAUGGAAAAAUUACGUCUUGCAAGGUUAUGCGUGAUCCUAGUGGAAUAAGCAAGGGUUCUGGCUUUGUGGCAUUUUCAAGUCCUGAAGAGGCUUCUCGAGCUCUUGCCGAGAUGAAUGGAAAAAUCAUCGUCAGCAAGCCAUUGUACGUUGCCCUUGCACAGCGGAAAGAAGAAAGAAGAGCUCGCUUACAGGCUCAGUUUUCACAAAUGAGGCCAAUUGCUAUGGCACCUUCUGUUGGUCCCCGAAUGCCAAUGUAUCCUCCAGGACCUCCUGGUAUCGGACAACAGAUUUUCUACGGUCAAGCACCUCCUAUGAUCCCUCCACAAGCUGGGUUUGGCUAUCAACAGCAGCUUGUACCUGGAGUUAGACCUGGAGCAGCUCCAAUGCCAAACUUCUAUGUGCCAUUUAUGCAGCAGGGGCAGCAAGGUCAACGUCCAGGGGGUGGAAGACGUGGUUCAGGUCCUGUGCAGCAAAAUCAACCGCCUGUACCUAUGAUGCAGUCACAGAUGCUUCCGAGGGGGCGUGUUUACCGUUACCCACCUGGGCGUAACAUGCCAGAAGUCCCAAUGCCUGGGGCUAUGCUUCCUGGAUAUGAUAUGGGAGGUAUGCCUUUGCGUGAUGCGGGAAUUGCUCAGCCUGUGCCCAUUACUGCAUUAGCCACUGCUUUGGCAAAUGCAUCACCCGAGCAGCAAAGAACGAUGCUUGGAGAAAGCUUGUAUCCCCUUGUGGAUGCCAUAGAGCAUGACAAUGCUGCCAAGGUGACUGGUAUGCUAUUGGAGAUGGAUCAGACUGAGGUUUUGCAUUUGCUAGAGUCUCCAGAUGCUCUUAAGGCUAAAGUUGCAGAGGCUAUGGAAGUCCUGAGGAAUGUUGUGCAGCAGCAGGGUAAUGCUGCUGAGCAACUGGCUUCAUUGUCACUUAAUGACAACUUGGUAUUAUCUUAAGUUGCAGCCUCAUUGGAUGGUGUUUGCUCCUUUUGGUAGUUUAGGCUUUAGAUACUUUUUAAACAGCAACGUAACAUAUUUUGGUUCUUGUUCUGUUGUGUUGCUGACCAUCUUGUUGUUUUCUUUGUUUGGAUAUUUGUGAUACUUGUGAUACUCGAUCAUAGAUGUCUGUUUUUGACAUUGAAUCUACUUUGAGCUCUUGUCGUGCA